Messenger RNA from Miscanthus lutarioriparius, 348 nucleotides. The record is from the annotation of a GenBank genome assembly. NCBI's taxonomy places the organism in Eukaryota, Viridiplantae, Streptophyta, Magnoliopsida, Poales, Poaceae.
AUGAUGACAAGAAAAGUGGGCGCGGCAGGAGCCGGCGGGGAGGCGGAGGAGAUGAAGCGGAGGAACGCCGAGCUGGAGAGGGCGGUUGCGGAGGCGGCGGCGAGGGAGGAGCGGCUGCGGCGGGAGCUGGAGGCGGCCCUGGCGCGGUUGGCCGUGGCCGAGGAGGCCGAGGAGCGCCUGUGCGUGCAGCUCGGCGAGCUGGAGGCCGAGGCCGUGACGGAGGCCAUCGAGUACCAGGAGCGUGUCAGGGCGCUGUCCGAGCGCCUCGCCUUCGUCGACGGCGUGCUCAGGUCGUCCGGGAUCCGGGGCUUCGCUGCCGCCGGCGUAACGACCUCGAGGAUGGAUUGA